This is a messenger RNA of Rhipicephalus microplus (southern cattle tick), 5401 nucleotides long. Its product is annotated as phosrestin-2. Gene Ontology annotation, biological process: G protein-coupled receptor internalization; signal transduction. The record is from RefSeq and is a predicted model, not a curated record. Lineage: Eukaryota; Metazoa; Arthropoda; Arachnida; Ixodida; Ixodidae. Gene Ontology annotation, molecular function: G protein-coupled receptor binding. Gene Ontology annotation, cellular component: cytoplasm.
ACAAAUGUCAUUCGCUUCACAAGCGUGGUAGCCACGGCCGGUGUUCUGAAUAGAACCGCAGGCGGUAGCAGGAGCGGCACGACACAGUCGGCGACGUCCUGUUCCCAGCAGCAGUCGAGCAGCGUGGCGCGGCUGGCCUCGGCCGGCCCCAAGCUGUCUCGGGGCGGCCUGUGCUGCGUGCACGAGGGGGCCACCACCGACGACGAAGCGGACGACGCGGCUCGCCAGUCCGCGGCUGGUCGGCGGCCGCCCCCGUCGCAAGUCAAGGUGGCGCGAUUCCACGAGCUCCGGCGGCAGGCCUCGGCCUCGGCCAAGGCGUCGCCUGAACAGCGGAAGCGAGAGGCAUCGCCACCGCUAUGCCACGUCGAGCUGCGUGGCAGGCAGGUCGUCAAGAAGUCCUCGCCGGACUCGAAGGUGACCUUGUACAUGGAGAAACGAGAAUUCUGUGAUCUGGGAAGUUGCACAGAGCCCGUAGAGGGCGUGGUGGUGCUCGACGCCGACCAGCUGCAGCCCAACGAGCGGCUGCUGGUGGCGCUGGUGGGUCGGUUCCGGUACGGCCGCGAGGAGGACGAGAUCCUGGGCAUGACGCUCUGCCGAGAGGUCUACCUGGGACACACGCAGCUCUGCCACGAGCAGCCCAGCUCGCCCCGCACCCCGCAAGCCGCCACCGGAUCCUCCACCGCAGAACCGCCCAAAUCCCCCGGCCGUGCCCUGUAUGCCAUGCAGCUAGGACCCGUGCACCGCCGGUUGAUGGACGCCCUGGGCGAAGCGGCCGUGCCUUUUCGUUUCGAGUUUCCCCGCGACGCACCGGUGUCGACAGUGAUGCAGCGGCUGACUCCUGAGUCCGGAGAUACGUGCGGAGUCCGGUACCUGGUCCGGUGCUACACUUUGCUCGACGAAGAAGAGACGCCGGCGCAGAGCAAGAGCUGCGUGAACAUCGGCAUCCGCAAGGUUCAGUGCGCCACCACACCGCGGCCAAUCAGCGCGGGUCCUCGGUCGGCGUCGCUCACCAAGGAUUUCCCUCUCAACGCUGGCAAGCUGGUGGUCGAGGCCAGCCUCGAGAAAGAGCUCUACUUUCACGGUGAAGAGAUUGUGGUCAAAAUAAACGUCCAGAACCAUUCACAGAAAACGGUGAAGCACAUCAAGGUUUCGAUCCUCCAAGUCGUGGACAUCUGCAUGUUUUCUACGGGCCGCUGGAAAGUCUGCGUCGCUACAGCAAAUGGGAGCAAGGACGACUGCCCCGUGCCUCCCGGCUCGACGGUGGAGCGUCGAGUGUCGGUGACGCCAUCGCUGGAGGAGAACCGCCAGAAGUACGGCGUCUUCGUCGAGAGCUACAAGGGCGACGACGUCCACUGCCUCGCUUCUUCAACCAUCAUAUCGGACCAUGCCAGGAGGAACCUGUUCGGCAUCGUCGUCUCCUACGAAGCGAAAGUGAAAGUCUACCUUGGCACACUGAGCUCCCUGUCGGGGCGAGGCGAGAUGGCGUGCUUUGUGCCGUUCUUGCUGAUGCACCCGCGGCCCGCCGAGUCGCCGGUGGAUCCGAGCCCCGACGAGACGCUCACCGCGACCACGUCAUCCAGCAGCGCCAAACUCGUGCCGGCCACUGACCUCGAAGAAGUGAUCGCCGAGUCCUCGGCGCGCACGGGCGCGGCCGUCCUGCAGGGACCGCUGGAGUCCAGUCCGGGCGGGUCUGUGGACGUCCUCGGCGAUAGCCCCACCGAGACCGCGACUUCGGCUGGUUCCUCCUGCGAAGACGAGCUCGUCCGCAAGUUCGACGAAGUCAACACCAACAGCGACUGAGGCUGCGACAAGCCAAAAACGACCGGUUGUUCAUCCGCCUUGUGUGCGGCCCAUCUGUGACAAGUGCAUCCGCCAGUUGGUGUGACCACGCCGCUGGUUCAGAAAUGCAUUUCCUGCGAGAUCCGAGAGCCCCGUCUCGCGCGCAGUCCCGACCGGACUCGUACGCUCCUGUCGGGCGUGACUCGGUGGUCUUUGCCGAAAAAUGUGAUGUUCUCUUUUACGUAACUCUGCAGUUCCCGGCAAGGACUCGGGAGGACUUGCCAAUCCCAGCAGCGCUUGUUAAUGUCCGGUUACAGAUACCGCAGCUGAGGCGGUAGUGAGGAAAAAAAAUGCCUGUUUCAUAUUGCAGUUUCUAGCACGUAGGCAUGCAAUGGUCUUUACUUCCUACUAGCUCGUCAUGGUUACGAGAACUAUGACUGCGAAGAUCGACAUGCUUGAGCUCUCAACAGUUUCUCAGUACGCAAGCUCUGCUCUGCAAAGGUAUCGCUACACGAGCGGCAUCUUUGCGAAGCUGCGCUUGCACGCGUUCUUCUCGUGAAAAUCUAUGGGCGUCGAUAGUGUCGGCGCAUGCGCGCGAAGUGAAUCAUGUGUACUGCAAGGACUGGAAAUGUACCGAGAUUUACGAUACGCGCGCACUGCGAAAUCAGCCGCUGGCGCCGCUUGUGGCGCACUGCGCCAUAUUUCUGAUUUUAUGUGCGCGUAUAUGCUAAACGCUCCUCAGUGUUUAUGUGCCACUCUAGGGAGCUGUUUGACACUGUGAAUCAAGCUUGUUGUGGUUGUCGUGCUGCUGGUGACACGAUGUGUAUAUGCUUCCCUGUGCGAGCCGAGAUUGUCCUGUACGAAACACCACCGGUAUCCGCCUUGUUAAACGCUGACGCGGUGCAUGCCUUUGUUUUUUCUCUCUCUCUCUCAGUGGUGCUCAUCUUGCGCCACGGCACAGGGAUUUUCGCGAUGUUUGUACGGAGCCUCUGACAAGCUGCGACUACAGCACGAAUCCUCAGGAGGGCUGCGAGCUACUGCACAUUGUCGUUCCUCCGGUUCUUGUUGAUGUGAGCACCCAGGCUGGUAUCUGGGCGACCUUGUUCUGCUACGUUUUGUAGUGAAUAGCUGUUCUAUAUUCCUCGCGUUGUUGUACUGGUGCCAUGAUUUGUGAUCUUUUAUCAGACUAACACGAGCUUAUGGGGACCACGCAGUCUUGGAUUAGCGCAGAUCAAGAAAGGGCCGCGAUACGGCAAUUACGCUUGACGAAGAUCUUCGGUGACGGUCGUAGCCCAGGUGUGAUUAUGUUGUAAUCGAAGCGUUGUGCCAAAAUAUAUACACAAACAAGUACUAACACGGUAAUCGCUUGCUUGUGGUCACAGCCGCGAUAAGAGCGAACACAGAUCGAGUGGCUACGGAAAUGGUAUCAAGAAUUCGUUGGCGCGUAAAAGACAAUGAGAGCGGGUAGCUAACUAAGCCUGGAUGUUCGUUUAAGCGUCCCCGGACCAUACGUAACGUGUUUUGUGAUGUGAUGUGAUUAGCACAGUUGCCCUCCCUCAGUACUCUUCGUCGUGACUUUCUGCGAGCCCGAGAGGUCAUUCGACGACCGAAGAAGCACGCACCUGAAGCAUGCACACGGCAUUAAGCCCUUUUCCUGGGCUUCUUUGAUUAAGUAUUGUAUGAAAAAAAAAGCUGUUGUUGUUUUGUCUCGCUCGCUUGCCGAGUCUCAACGUAAUCGCGGCCAGGCAACCCGCGCUGCACAUGGAGCCUCUGUGUUUAAAAUCAACUGUGUCUCGUGUAGCUUCCCGACUGUGAAAUAGCUUAGAGUCUAUAUACGGGGGAACAAUCGCGUUGAGCUCGAGUUUGCACGCAACGCUGCCACUUUAGUUGGAAUUGCGUGGGCAACGCGGACGCUACAUUCACACCUGCAUUUAGAGAGCCACUACUAUGUGAGCGAUCUAAGGGUAUCCGGCUCAUCUUUCACUUUCUCUCCACAGCACACAAGUAAAAGCGAUCUUUGCGAGUGCUUGCAAGCGUAGACGGCACGUUAUGCGUUUCUCUUUACACAGUGUUUUAUUCAGCGCUACCCCCCCUCCCACCCCCGACGCCGAAGUCAUCCACACACGUGAUUACCGCGCUACUGCUUCGCUUCCGAAAAAGUUCUCUAUUUUGAAGUACACUCGUCCUAUACCCCGCUCUCCCUCCCAACUGUCGGCGCAGUAAUUUAAGCGACGGCGGCGGAAGGCGCGUAGCGUAAAAGCUGAACUUGCAAGUGCCUGCAUGCGUGCUGCGGCAACGGGGUGCUACAAACUCGCACUCGAAGGCGAACUGAACAAACAAACGAAAAAGAGAGAGAGGAACUUAACCAGUGGUGAGCGCAGACGCCACCCGUUUGCUGCCAGACUGCAGGCAUUCGUGUAAGUCACGAAGCGGACCAUUGCCCCACUCCCUUCUGUUCUUGUUUAUCGUUACCCUCGCGUCGGCAGGGGCCGCACAGUGCUCCGCGUGUACAUACAUUUCUAAACCACGUGCCGCGUCCGGUGACCAGCGCUCUCUAUAUUUGAUACGAAACACAUACGAUACCGCGGCACCCUUGCGGGAAUAGAGGAAAAUAGUAAAAACACUGGAUAUUAGCAAGAUUCGCCCCACCCCCCCUUUACUUCUCGUUCCAAAGCACCCGCCGUCACUCGGCUAACGAGAAAAGUUGCGUGACGCCCACCUUCGUAGCAGUAGAACAAAAAACAGCAAGAGAAGAAGCUACCGUAGAGGCAUAGCGCGCGGUGUUCAAGCUCGCCGUACUAAGCAUACGGCCUGCCCUAGUCGGUCGUCCCUUACUUGUCGAUGCAGACCGUCCCACCUCCUCGUAAAUCAUUCCGCUGGCUAACAUCAGCGACCGCAGGAACGGAAGAGCGUGCUUCAUCCCCCAUCCAUCUCCUCGAGUGCGGCGCAACUCUUCCCCCGAGGGCGACAUUGGUUGCCGCGAGUCUCACUCGGCGUCGUCCGCGGCGCUAAGGUGCCUAACAGCCGUCAGUGACCCGGCGGGCCUACGCGGAUAUAUUUCUUCGACGAUGUACAAAAGGAAAUGGCUCCUCUCAGCUGACGUACGGCGCCGGAUUCUCAGCAAACACGCGACGCAGCAUUGUCGAGAGCUGACCGCCCGCCGUGUGGUGGAGAAUGAUAAGGGACGGAUGACUUCGUUUUUUUUUUUGCGCACGUUUGAGCUUCGCUAAAAGGACGUGUCGCUCGAGUUCCCGCUGUUUACGCGAUGAGUGCACCGUGACUUACUUACUACAACCAUCACUACCACCAGAUCUACUACUACUACUGCACUGUACAGAUAUGUACGUCUAUGUACACGCGCACUGUACAGACUUGGGGUGUGUAUAGCUUGUACACGUGUACAAAAGAUGGGCAUUGUUAGCCGAGAGCUUGUUGCUUGUCUUGUUGAUGGUAAACAUGCAUAUGCGACUUAUUCUACGCGUGUACAAAGGAGAAGUGUGUCUUGGCUUCGAGGCUGUGUUGUUUGGCAACGGCGACGCUCCCUGCUGGUGACGCUUGUCACAGGCUUCUUCACCUCAUGAUCACUGAGCUCCAGAGAAAACGAGCUUCGCCUGAACAUAUU